Messenger RNA from Physella acuta, 1173 nucleotides. Its product is annotated as serine/threonine-protein kinase sepA-like. Gene Ontology annotation, biological process: protein phosphorylation. Gene Ontology annotation, molecular function: ATP binding; protein kinase activity. The record is from RefSeq and is a predicted model, not a curated record. NCBI's taxonomy places the organism in Eukaryota, Metazoa, Mollusca, Gastropoda, Physidae.
GUUAUUGAGACCCUCACACAAAUUAUGGUCUUUAAUAGCAUUGAAGAAAAAGAAUGUGCUAGUGAAUGUUUAAAAGAGUUGGGCCCUGGUGAAAAAUACAGUCAUGAGAUCAUAACCAAUGAAAAAUUGGCGUACAACCUACAAAGGCAGCGCAGUUCCCAGACCAGCACUAUUUCAUCCAAUAUCAAUUCAAUGUUUUGGACAGCUGGAAAUGCCACUGGAAUUUUACCUACAAUACCAGAUAAAUUUGUUUCUGGAGAAUUCCCCCAAAACUUUGACUUAGAAGUGACAUCCAUUGGUCGAGGUACAUUUGGUAGUGUACACCUGGUCAUAGAUUUGAAUAAACCUGACGAAAAAAAAAUUGUCGCCAAAAGACUUUUGCUCAGUACAUUAAACAAAAUGGAAACUUUUUCAAAUGAAGCUUCCAUCCUACUGAAACUAAAACAUAGGCGUGUUGUUCAAUUUCAUGGAUAUAAAAAGGAUGAUGAUGAUAUUUUAAUAUUCAUGGAGUAUAUAAGACAAGGUACCCUCACUUCAUUUAUUUCCAAGAGAGGUAAUUUGGAUGAAAAAUGUACUCAACAUUUUACAAUCCAAAUUCUUGAAGCUGUCAACUAUUUGCAUGAAAAUAAUAUUCUGCAUAGAGAUAUUAAGGGUAAUAAUAUUUUGAUGGUGGAUGAGUCAAACAUCAAACUAACUGACUUUGGUCUCUCAACAAUUUACAAUGAAGAUGAAGGGGUUAAUGCAGGAGGUGGCACAAUUCAGUACAUGGCUCCUGAGUUGAUUACAUGCUCUGAGGGUGAAAUUUUAAAGAACGCAACUAGUCUGGAUAUAUGGAGUGUGGGCUGCACUGUUGUAGAAAUGCUUGUAGGCAAACCACCACAAAGUUCUUUACUAACACCACAGAUUGCCUAUAGAACUUUUCAAGGAGAACCUCUGAAAUAUCAACUGCCUGAAUCAUCUUCAGCUGACCUGAAAGAGUUUUUGAACAAGAUUUUUCAAAGUGAUGCACAGCUGAGGCCAACAGCUGAUUGGCUGCUGAAAAAUGAUUCAUUUGUUAAAGUAACCAUUAGUGAUGAUGUCUAGUCUAAAGUUGGAUUUGAUAAUGAUAUAAGUUAAAUUUAUCUGGUAAAAUAUGUGAUUUCAAUUGUUACUAUAAAUAUGUAAAUUUGUUUA